AUGACUACAACCCUGGGCACCUCCAAUGUGCGAGGCGUCCCAUCUCGCCUGACUCGAACCAAUCCUGCCAGAGCCUCGAAAGGCCUCGGAUCGACCCUCCUGCGCCAAAACUCACUCGUCUCCAACAGUGGUCUUGCUCUGACAUCCUCUUCCACCGCCGUCGCUUCACAAGGCCAGGCCAACAAUGACCCGCCAGCCAUGUACCCUGCCAUUACUCAUUUUGCCGAUGCGAUCUCCGCUUUGCCUCGAGAAUACCGCCGACACACCUCACUGCUGAAGGAGGUCGAUGCAAAAGCGUGGGGUCCUGAAGAAAAUCUACGAGAGAUCUUGGAGCAGUGUCUGACGGACAGUGCUGUGACAACGAAUCAUCUAGCUGCUGCUUCUCAGAGCCUAGCUGGCUCCGUUGUCGCAGAUGAUACCCUGAAUCUCAGCGAAGCGAACAGCGUCGCCGGUGCGUCCUUUGACAACGCCUCCCUCGCCUCUGCGCGAUCUGCCGAUCCCAUCAUCAUGCACCGCAGACAGCAAUACCACGCUCUGAGGCAAAACCUCAUGACGAUCAUGGUCACUAUGGAUGAGAAAAACCACGUCAUCAACAAUGCCAAUGAAGAGGUGGGGAGACACAUUCAGAGAUUGGAUCGUAUAUGGCCACACAUCGCGGACGAAAUAUCGGAAGAAGCCAGACUGGGGAGCCUGAAGCAUUGGGCCUACACCGAAACGAAUCCCAUCAAGAAACCCACCGUGCCCACUACGCGCAGAGAGGCUGCGGCCGCUGGCUUAGCCACUCUGCAUGAGAGCGAGGUCGCGCAUAGAAGCGAAGCUAGGAGGGAGGCGGUUCUUGCAAGGAGGCAACGGGGAGCCGCCAAUCAUGCCGACUCUGACUUUGACGAAUCUAGAGCACCCACGCGCAAAACAACCACCAGCGGCAAGAAGCGGGCGGCUGAUGCAGCACUAGAUCCUGCUGGGCUGGGCAUCAGCGGCGCAGGUGCAGGCACGGGGAAGAGGAAGAGACCGGAAAAGCCUGCAACUGCGGGUGUGGCCAUGGAACGCUCGAUAAGCAGUGCGCUUGGAGGACGCCCGAUGUCUAGGGAGAAUUCGCAGCAAGAAAACUCCAAGAAGAGAAAGGCAUCCGCUACUGUCACCUCUGUGGCCCGCAAACGGAUCAAUGCCGCAACCCAAGACUCGCCCAAACUCGCCUCGUCACCGCUUGCUGGAACAACGGGGAAAGAAGCUUACAAGCGUAGUCCUGCUCUCUCUGCAGUCCGCCCUGCCGGUCGAGGACGCCAGAAUUCUGCACAUACUGUCGAGAGCGUGAAAGGGAGACCUUCUUCCCUGACAUCGAGCAGAAAUGGGAAUAAUAACAACAAUGUGGCCGCUGGUAUAUCGGAGUUGGGCAGUUCCGCUGCGGUUAGUGGGAAGAGCACAACAGACACAAAAGCCGAGAAGGGGGAGCGACUAGUUGAACAUGAGUCUGCGAGGUUGAAUGACGCGGAUGGCGAACAACUAGCGAAAGGGAUCGCAUCGUCGGACAAGACCACCAGCAGGCAAGAUACUGCCAAGGGCGACCUACAAGAGGAAGUAUCCGCAAAGGAGGCAGCGUCGCCGCGUCUGCCGCCAGCACUGCAAAUAAAUGAACUGAAGAACGAGCGCUUGGGUAGAGGCCGAGCCUCCAAGACGUCAACACCGGUAGUUAGCACUUUUGCCGAAGUCGACGCUGCAGAGACGUCGUCGACUGGCGGAAAUGGCGGUGGUGCCACGAAAGCCAAACGCCCAGCCAGACCGAGAGUGAAGGACCACGGUCUCCACGAUUCUCUGUCACCAAAAGGCUUGCCAAUGAAGCGACCUCACAAAAAGAGUGCGAGUUUGUCGUUUCCUUCUACCUCGAAUGCUCUCGGCAGCCAGCGGGUAAAAGAUGAAACGGACCCUCCCACGAAAUCGUCCACGCCAUCAGACCGCGACCUGGCGACAGGCACCCCGGUGAUUAACCCCGAAGCAGGAGAGGUAGAGGACGAGGAUGAAGAAAUCGACGGACUGGAGGAAGAUGAAGAGAGGUACUGCUACUGUCAAGGGGUGAGUUACGGGGAGAUGGUGGCGUGCGACAGGGACGAUUGUCCCAGGCAAUGGUUCCAUUUGGAGUGUAUUGGGCUGAAAAGCGUGCCCAAGAGCGCCAAGUGGUAUUGUGACGAAUGUAAAGAGGUACUGGCAAGGAGUGAGAAGACGGGCGGGAAGGGAAAGAAUGGUGGCAAUGGACACAACGGAAAGUAG
Messenger RNA from Fonsecaea pedrosoi CBS 271.37, 2262 nucleotides. RefSeq lists its product as uncharacterized. The transcript is spliced from 2 exons. Gene Ontology annotation, cellular component: Rpd3L-Expanded complex; Rpd3L complex; nucleus. Lineage: Eukaryota; Fungi; Ascomycota; Eurotiomycetes; Chaetothyriales; Herpotrichiellaceae. The coding region runs from base 1 to 2262 and encodes 753 amino acids. Gene Ontology annotation, biological process: regulation of DNA-templated transcription. The record is from RefSeq and is a predicted model, not a curated record.